Messenger RNA from Rhineura floridana, 2972 nucleotides. Its product is annotated as B-cell differentiation antigen CD72-like. The coding region runs from base 22 to 1320 and encodes 432 amino acids. Gene Ontology annotation, molecular function: transmembrane signaling receptor activity. NCBI's taxonomy places the organism in Eukaryota, Metazoa, Chordata, Lepidosauria, Squamata, Rhineuridae. The record is from RefSeq and is a predicted model, not a curated record. Gene Ontology annotation, cellular component: plasma membrane. The transcript is spliced from 7 exons.
AGCCUUCAGAGGCAGAAGGAAAUGCAUCUGGGGGCCCAUUUAGGCACAGGAAGCAUAUGUUUAAAACCACUGAGUGGUGGCCCCUCCCUCGCUGAGCACACUGGCAAUGCUUUGCUCUGCAAGGAUGCACGCUGCAUGCGCUGUCUGCCCUCUGAGGAGCUGAGGAGGGCUUUCCCUUGCAGACCCCAAGUGACAGAGUGGGUGCAGCAGGGACUCCUGGUUUUAUGCUUUGCUUCUCCCUUCUGCUACUGCCCACAGCCACACAGCUCCACCUUCUCUGCAGAGAGCACACGAGGUGCCAGCAAGCCAGGUGCUUUAUCUUCCACUGCCCUGGCGUACUUCGAGGGCACAGCUGGCUCUCCCAACACCAGGAUGUCUCAAGGUGUGACUUACGCUGACCUGAGAUUUGUGAAGGGCCCUGCAGAGGAGAGCCAGCAGGAAGUGCCAGAUGAGGGGCAGCUUACCUAUGAGAACCUCCAAGUGUCCAGGACCUGGUUAGAGGAGGAGAAGACGCCGACGGCCAGCAGACCAGAGGACACAAGAGAGUCAGUGCGUCGGACCUGGUUUGCAGCCCUGCCGGUGCUGGGCACCUGCCUCUUCCUUCUAGCCACCACCAUAGGACUCGGGGCCCGAUAUGGGCAGGUCUCCCAGCAGCUCCGCCAGGAAUCCCAAGGCCAUGCAGCACAGAGCAGCCUCUUGGCACAGAGCACCAAGGCCACAGAGCAGAGCUUGGCCCGUUCGCAGCAGCGGCUGCAGGAGGCGGAAAGAGAACUCAGCACCACCCGUGUGGCCCUGGAGGAGAGCUGGAGGGCUGGGAACAGAACUCAGCAGCGACUGGAAGAAGAAGUGAGGCGAGGCAACAGCAGCCUGGCUGGCAUGAAGCAGGAGAAAGAGGAGGCGGAGAGGGAGCUGGAGCAGGCCAGAUCUUGCCAGCAGAUGGGCUGCUGCCCUUCUGGAUGGAAGCUCUUCAGGUGGAAAUGCAUGUGGAUUGCAGAAGCAGAGAAGACAUGGCAGGAAAGCAAGGAAGACUGUGAAAGAAAAUCAUCCCAGCUGCUCAUCUCAAAAGAGCCCUGGGAUGCGGCUACACUAUGGAGCUAUCUGCAAGCAGACGAAUACUGGAUUGGACUUCGUAAGUCCUGGCAGCAGGUCCCUUGGUUUUGGGUUGACGGGUCACGCUAUGAAGGAACUGAGAAACUUCCCAAUUAUUACAGCAGCACCUGUGUAAAGAUAAAGGAUGGGAUCCUGAAACACAGCGGAUGCUCUACAAAGUACAGAUAUAUCUGUGAGAAGGCAGCCAGCCCAGCACAGCCUGGUCAAUAGGCCCAAAGUAAGUGCAAAGCCGCCAAACCCCACAAGACCUUCUUGGAAGGAUCAGGCACGGCUUCGUUCAGCAAUCCAGUCCCCCCACACUGUAAGCUGUUGCGGGAUCAAUUGUGUCGAUUUGUGCAGCCAAUGGUAAAAACAACUGUCUCUUUUGUUUUUUAUUUAGAGCAAGCAAUAUUUUCGGCUUUUGAUACUACUGAAUGAUAAAGAACAGUUAGAGCUUUCCACUUUUAAGUAUUUGUGAAAACAUCAAAACCUAGGCCACAGCCCUAUAUCCAGUGAAAGACAGUGUGGUGAAGUGGUUAGUGUUGGACUAGGACUCAGAAUUGUCUGCCACCCCCAAUCUUCAUAGAAUCAUAGAAUAGUAGAGUUGGAAGGGGCCUAUAAGGCCAUCAGGUCCAACCCCCUGCUCAGUGCAGGAAUCCAGCUUAAAGCAUUCCCGACAGAUGGCUGUCCAGCUGCCCCUUGAAUGCCUCCAGUGUCGGAGAGCCCACUAUCUCUCUAGGUAAUUGGUUCCAUUGGCGUAUGGCUCUCUUAGGUUUUUCCUGAUGUUCAGCUGAAAUCUGGCUUCCUGCAACUUGAGCCCACUAUUCCGUGUCCUGUUCUCUGGGAUGAUCGAGAACAGAUCCUGUCCCUCCUCUAUGUGACAACCUUUCAUGUACUUGAAGAGUGCUCUCAUAUCUCCCCUCAGUCUUCUCCAGGCUAAACAUGCCCAGUUCUUUCAGUCUCUCCUCAUAGGGCUUUGUUUCCAGUCCCCUGAUCAUCUUUAGUGCCCUGCUCUGAACUUGUUCCAGUUUGUCUGCAUCCUUCUUAAAGCGCCGUGUCCAGAGCUCCCAGUACCUGGGAGAUGGCCAAGGUUCAAGUUCCCAUUCAGCCAUAAAGCUCACUGGGUGACCUUGGGUCAGUCACUGUUUCUCAGCCUAACCUACCUCACAGGAUUGUUGUGAGGAUAGCCACAUACACCACCUUGAGCUCCUUGGAGAAAAGGUGGGCUAGAAACGCAAUCAAAAAUAAAUAAAGGCAGCUUCCCAACCACCCUCUCCCUCACCAGGCAGGCAAUGUCUGGGUGUGUUUGCAUGAACCCCCCAACAUCACUCCUGCUUUUGAUAUCCACGUUUCUCAUGCGCCCAAGUUGAUCCUAAAAGCAGGAGAGGGCUUCAGGGUGCCCCCCCUCAGGUGAAGAAAGAAGGAGGGGGAGGGGGAAGAGCAGAGCGAACUCGGCAGCUCCCGCGGCGGUUUUCCUUGUAGCUCCAGACCUCUCCCAACGCCGCCACCUGUUCUGCACCCAAAUUGGGCAACCCAAGCCAUCAGGGACUGAACCUCCAUGCUGAGAAGCAGCUCUCCUAUUCCACGAUAGGACCUCCCCGAGUGAAGAAAGCUGCUCCUCCAGUGACUGAAACCCUGCCUGAUUUCAAAGAGAUAAAACUGCUGGCAGCCAUUCAGAGGAAACUUAGUUCCCUGCAAGGGCUAGCAAAACAGGAAAGGAAAAAAGCCCCCACGCCCAUCUAGGUAGCGGGCUCUCCUUCAUUAGAGGCCUUUAAGCAGAGGCUGUGGCCCUUAGCGCUGGAUUUCCUGCUCUCAGGUCCCCUCCUAACUUUAGGAUUCCGAGUUUCAAGAUUAUGAUUUACGUCAGAGGUGAUGGGAACGGG